AUGGCCAGCCCGGCACCAUGGCUGCGCUGGACACAAACAGAACUGAGGCUCUGGGAGGGGGAGGAGGAGGAGGAGGAGGAAGAGGGGGAGGAAGAAGACGACUUUGAAAGGCGGAUGGACGAGGACGGAGUCGUCGGCCUGGGGAGCCCACCGUCGGGUGAGUCGUCCCCUCCCCGCUCCGCAGGGGGGGUUUCGGGGGGCAUCAGGCAGCCGGGAUCAGCCCCGCGGUGCUGGUGUUUUGCAGGCGAUGGCGAGGACCCGGAGGAGGGGUCCCCGGCGGAGGAGGGUCUCUGGCACCCACGGCGGGACCUGGGGAAGGAGGAGGAGGAGAAGGAGGAGGAGCGGGGCAGUUCCGGGGGGGACGAGGGGCCCUGGGGGGUAGAGAGUGAUGGGGAGCCCUACCCCGAACUCUCCGACGAGGGCCAGUGGGGCUCGGGGUCCAGUGACAGCCCUGGGACACCGGGGGGCGGCCGGGCGCUCCGCCAGCCCCGCGGCUGCAGCACGGAUGGUGGUGACACCUCAGCGCCGUCGGACACCAGCCCCGGUCCUGCCACCCCAUCCCGCCGGCACCGGGGCUGGGGCAGGUCCCAGGUGCCCAAGAAAGCAGCCCCCACAAAGCGGCCCCCCAAGCCUGGCCGGCGGUCGCCAUCCCUGAGUCCUGGGGAGCGGCGGACGGGGAGCAGGGAGAGCAGGGAUCCCUCGGGAACAGGCACCGGCGCUGCCGAGGGCACCCAGUACGGCCGAGGGCGCCUCAACCACCCCCUGCCCGACCUCUCCAAGGUGGGGGCACGGGUGAAGAUCGACCAGAGCUACCGCCCGCCCCGGAGCCGAGCCCUGCCCGCCCGCCCCCGGGCCCCUGCCCGCCCCCUUGGCUUCAAGUCCCCGGCUGAAAUCGUCCGGGAGGUGCUGCUGAGCAGCGGGGAGGGGGUCCCCCCACAGCCCCCCAGCACUGCCCGGCUGCCGCAGGAGUUCAGGUCCCCCAGGCAAGCCACCGAGCUGGUGCAGCAGCUUCAGGACGACUACCACAAGCUGCUGACCAAGUACGCCGAGGCUGAGAACACCAUCGACCAGCUGCGCCUGGGUGCCAGGGUGAGCCUGUACGCCGACCCUCCGCGGCCCAGCCACAGCCUGGCCAUGGGCACGGUGGCCACCGGCUGCCAAGUGGUGGCCCUCAACAUCCCGCAGGCCAGGACAGCAGCUUUCAGCGUGGCCACGGCCCCCCCAUCCUCACCCAGUGCAGGUCCAGCACCGGGAGCGUCAGGCCAGGAGGGAUCACCCCAGUUUCCUUCCCCCUCCCUACCCACGGGGGGCUGCCCCACCUGCCCAGGGCCCUGCCUCUGCCUGGGGACCCAGCUGACAGGGACGCUGGCGGGACAGACCUACAAGCUGCAGGCACAGGUGGAGUCCUUUGAAGGCUGGAUCCGGGCAGGGGGUCCCACGCACCAGGAGCAGCUCCAGAGGUUUAGGAAGCUGAAGGAUGCACAGGAUGCCCUGGAGCAGGCGUACCUGCGAGCCCGGCAGCAGCACCCGGGGGCCUCGGGGGACUUCGAUCCUGAUCGCUCGGUGGAAGGGGAGAUUUUCCACCUGGGGCUGCGCCUGGAGGAGCUGAAGGAGCAGCUGGAGCUCGGGGCCAGGCUGCAGCCCCCCCUGCAGCCCCCAGCCCAGCCCCACUCCCCUCCAGACCCUUCCCCACUGCUGGCUGCCCACUCCCCACACCCCGAGAGCCCUGUGCUGAUGGAGGGUCCCCAGGGGACAGUGGGGGACAGUGAGGAGGUGACAGGGGGGUUGCCCCAGCCUCUCUGGCGGAAGCAGCUCCAAGUGGAGGAGGAUUUUGGUGACUUGCUGGCACAGUACGAGCACUUCAAGUCCUUGCCGGAGUCACUGAGCCUGGAGCAGCUGAGCCUGGCAGAGAGUGGCUCCCAAGAGGAGGUGGAUGGACCCACAGCAGGGGAUGGUGGCCCCUGCAAGGUCCCUUACAGGACAAGGUCACUAGAGGAGGCAGCCGACCUUGAGACCUCCCCCUUGCACCCCCUGGAGAGGAGAGCUGCACCCCUGUCCCCCAGGGAACCCCCAUGGCCAGGGGGGACACGGGGCCACCCGUCCCCCACUACUGCUGAGGACCCACCAGCCACAGCCAAGCCCCCCUUGGGGCUGCCCGAGCCACUGCGGGUGCCCCUGUCCCACCGCAGCAGUGGGGUGGGCAGUGCUGCCCCCCAGCACUGUCCCCGCAAGGAGCAGCGCAUUGUGUCACCAGAGACAGACAGUGGCUUCAUGGGCUCGGAGGCCAGCAGGGUGUCACCCCCUGUGCACACCCCCGAGCACCGGCCCCCCGGCACCGGGACUCCCGGCUCCCUGGGACCCUCUGUCCCCAUCCCUGCCACCCUCCGUCCUCCGCGGAAGAGAGAGGUGGCCCCGGUUCCCUUCAAGGCAGCACUGAUGGGCAUCUCCCCAGCGGGUGGGCAGGGGGAGGUGGGGGGGCCUCAGCUGCCCCCCCAUAGCUCCUGGCAGGGCAGCUCACCCCCCCGCUGGGCCGAGAGCGCUGGCAGUGAGGUGGGACCCGACGGGGAUGGCGCUCACACGGACACAGAGGUGGAAGGCAGGAGUUGUGGCAGCACUGGUGGCCGCCCUCCUACCACGGCCAGGGGCCCGGCCAGCCCCCCACCAUCCCUGGAAACACCGUCCCCCACCCCAGUGUCCCCCGACCUGUUGUCCCUCGACCCAGCUCACUGCGACCUGCUGGGGUCCCGUCUGGAGCGCGACCAGGCCAUCCGAGAGCUGCAGGAUGAGGUGUGGCGGCUGAGGCAGAGCCUGGAGCAGAGCCUGGAGCAGAACCUGGAGCAGAACCUGGAGCAGAGCCUGGAGCAGAACCUGGAGCAGAACCUGGAGCAGAGGAGCCCACGCCGCUCCCGCAGCCAUCCCAGGGGAAAAGCCACCCUGGCCAGGAGGCAGCCAGUGGCCAGCAAACCAUUGUCCCCUAAGGACACAACACCCUCAGGGGAGCCCAGCCCCCCGGUGCGGGGCAGGGUGGCCCCCAAGGUGGCAUCCGUGAGGAGGGGGAGGUCGGCAUCGCUGCCACGGGACCGGGCCCCGCGGGACCCCAAUGGGGGGCUCAGACCCACCGGAUCCCACCCCGCUUCCCUCUCCUCUGCCCCAGCCUCCGGGUCAGACCCCUCACCCACCAGACCCCGGGCCACCCCCUCCCGGCAGAAGAGCCCUGGGGGUCCCCCGGGUGUGGUGACAUUCCGGGGACAAUACACAGGGACGCGGUACCAGGCGGGGAUGCCACGCACUGCCCCGGCACCCCAAGAAGAGCUGGGCACUCCAGGGUGCCCCCAGUGCCACAGGACCCCAUCAAGAGGCUCCUGGGUGGGUGAUGCUGCAAGGCAGCCCUGGCAUAGCACCCCAAGGAAGACACGCUGUCCCACCUGCCAGGCAUCCAUGAGUGCUCCUGCACCCAGUGGCAGGGAUGGAGCCACACACGCAGAGCGUGGCCCCAGGAGCACGUUCCCCCCAGGAUCCCACGUUGGUCCCCACGCCGAGAAGCCGGAGCAGCCCGGACUUUGGUACUUUGCAGCCAGCCCUGGUGCCACCAGCUGCCUGGCACCCGUCCCCCUCGUGCCUUAUGUGCCCACCCUGCUCUACUGCUCCCCAGCAGUACCUACCUCAGCCCCAGCCACGGCCGGGGUCUCCCCCCAAUCUGCCGUGGGGCACCGGCAGGCAGAGCAUCCCCCUCGUCCCCCCACUGCUGCCCCCCACCACUGCCUGGCCUUGGAGGAGCUGGAGGAGCUGAACUGGUCACUGAGCCGGGCGGUGGAGGCUGCCCAGAGCAUGAAGGUGACCACCAGCCGCAUGAGCCGGGCACUGGCCACCGAGCUGGGCCGAGCGCGGCACCCGCGCGGCUCCUGCCUCUUCUGAGGGCACCAGGACCAGCCCCUGCCCUCAUGGGGGGCAGGCAGAAGAGGAUGGGUUCCUCAUCAGCAUCCCCAUUCCCUGCCAGAUCUGUGGAUGCUGGAGGCAUCUCCACGACGUCCUCCACCAGCUCCCAACCCCAUCCCGCUUGCCCUAGACCUCCCGUGUUGCUUGUCCCUCUGUCCAUCUGUUUUCAGGACCCCUCCAAGCUGCAGGAAGGUGGGCAGAGGUCUCCUGAGACCUGCACCAUCCUGCUGGAGGUGCAAGCACAGCAGGGAGGGAACCAUCUCCCCCCCUCCCCCCCCCCC
This is a messenger RNA of Apus apus (common swift), 4217 nucleotides long. It is a transcript of the gene AKNA, whose product is annotated as AT-hook transcription factor. Gene Ontology annotation, cellular component: centrosome. Lineage: Eukaryota; Metazoa; Chordata; Aves; Apodiformes; Apodidae. The transcript has 22 exons. The record is from RefSeq and is a predicted model, not a curated record. The coding region runs from base 1 to 3915 and encodes 1304 amino acids. Gene Ontology annotation, biological process: epithelial to mesenchymal transition; neuroblast delamination; neuroblast division in subventricular zone.